Molecule: messenger RNA, 3848 nt
Organism: Bicyclus anynana (squinting bush brown)
Lineage: Eukaryota; Metazoa; Arthropoda; Insecta; Lepidoptera; Nymphalidae
Exons: 1
Coding region: 121-675 (184 amino acids)
Source: RefSeq, a predicted model, not a curated record
CGUAACGCGCGAAUUAUUUUUUAAAACUUUUAAAAAUUAAAAUCUUAAAAUCAAACCAAUUUAACUAAUGGUGAUUUGUGUAAUAACUAUAUAAAUAAGUAUAUAAUAAUAACAAUUGCAAUGACCAACAUUUCGCCGUCUCCUGUAAAACUUUAUAUUCAGGAUGUCUUCAGAGCAAAACAAAGUGAGGAAAACCGAUACCUAUACGAAAUGUUCGGUUUAAAGUUUAAAAACAUAAUGAUACACGGUGUAGUGACUUCAGUGUACAACACAAGUGCUAAAAUGACAAACUUUGAGUUAAGUGACCCUACAGGUUCGAUACAGAUCUACUGCGCUGCGAAAAAUAAUAACUUUAAUAUUAAUGAGAACACUUUAAAAGACCUAGUGAAGUCCUUCGCGCGCAAAUCACAAUCACAAUCUAGUCACGAUCACGAUAAAUUACCCACGAUGUCGUCCAUGUUACAUUGCAUUGAAAAAAACAGUAAAAAUUGUGUUAAUUUUGAAAAUGGAUCACACGUUUCUGUUGUAGGCGAUAUUUUCGUAGAAGACUUAAGUAAUUCAAGGAUGAUAUGUGCAUAUGUCUGUAGAAUUACAUCAGUGGAAAGGGAUUUAGUGUGGUUGGAAGAACUCAGAUAUUUGUAUGAAAAUUAUUAUUUAAAGAGAAGACCUCAAUAAUGUAUCUAUAAAUACCUGAGGACCGUUUUGUCUCUCUCAUUUUCUUGUAUGUAUUAAAAAUAUAGAACUGUGAUAGUCCAGUGGAUAUGACUCCUGGAUUCGAAUCUGGUCCGAGGCAUGCACCUCCAACUUUUCAGUUGUGUGCAUUUUAAGAAAUUAAAUAUCAGGUGAAGGAAAAACAUUGUGAGGAAACCUGCAUACCAGAGCAUUUUCUUAAUUCUUUGUGUGUGUGAAGUGUCUGCUUAUCUGCAUUGGGCUAGUGUGGUGGAUUAUUGGCCUUACCCCUCUCAUUCUGAGAGGAGACUCGUGCAUAACAGUGAGCCAAAUAUGGGUUCGUAACGAUGAUGAUACUGUCUAUUGAUAUUAAAUAUUACUAAGUUUAUUUAAUUUUAUCUAGAUCCAACAAGAAGUUUUCUUAAAUUGAACUCUUUAAUUACUAAAUAAACAUUAUUAAGUUGUUAUUAAAUUUGUGAAUAUAAUAUUUUAUGUGUAAAUACUUGAUGAAUGUUUUUGUCUGUAUGAACAUUGUAUUAAAAUAAAUUAAAAGUCUUUACAUUCAGUUUAUUGCAUUUAUUUUCCUUAAAAUAUUUUAACUAAAAAAUUUUAUUGUAUCAGCUUUAUCGGUGGUUUAAGCUUCAUACCCUUAGCUUAUCCCUUCAUUCAUAGCUUCAUAAGAUACUUGUCUCGUCUCUCUCUUCUAUAUGAAGAAAAGUUGGAUCUGGCUUGGCCUUUAGAUUGGUUGAAAGUCAUAGAGAAGUAUAAUAUUAUUGGUACCUAGUGAUGAUGAAGAAGAAGAAAGAAGAAAUAUACUUUAUUGUACAUUAAAAACAAAAAUAAACAAUUACUUAUUAUAACACUUAGAAACUAAUGUACAAAUGGCGGCCUUAUCGCUAAAGAGCGAUCUCUUCCAGACAACCACAGAUGAUGGUAUAGAGAAGAUAUUUAUUUCCCUUUGACUCAUUGCUUACAGUUAUCAUGGCAUGUUGAAUCAUGGCAAAUGAAAAAUUAAAGUUAAGGCCCAAGUUGGAGUAGGCCUGCCUACAUCUAUGUACAUAAUCCACUGACAUCAAAUUCUGUAAAUUGUCUAAUUAUACAGGGUGUGGCGUAAAUAAUGGAUAACCCUGUACCUGCCGAAGAGACUCCUAAUGGGCUAUAGGAAUAUAGAUUUUUUUUUAUUUAUUUAAGUUUCGUUUUAAGAAAAAUGGCUUAAUUCAUGUUUUUCAAAAAAUGGGUACUUUCAUUUAUUCAUUUUGCUACAGUUACCACAAAUUUUAGAUUUUUUGCAUUCUGGUUUUUUUAUAAUACAGCUAAAGAAUUGUGCUAUUGGUUGGUAUAAGGAAUUCCCAGUUUGUUACUCUAGUUUUGGAAAAAAAUAACAUGAAAGUUCAAAAAGCCUUAUUAAUUAUCCAAUUUCUUAACUUUGUGCAACAUCUGGUGUAAAAAAUCUCUAUGAGAGAUGACUUGCCCAUUAUCUUAAAAACAUGCUUGUUUAAUGCAGAUUCCGAAAUGGUAUAAUACCUACUAAAUAUCAUGUUAUUUACGAAAAAAAAUGGCAAUAGCCAAGAACAUGUCCUUGAUUUUUUAACUACAUUAUUAAAUUAUCACAAACAUGUCUUUGUUAACGUAAUAUGGGUCGACCCUUUAUUGUGUGACCGGGGGCAGGUAGUCAAUAUGGAUAGAGCAAGCAGAUAACGACCUUAUUUCGACUACCUGUGGUUGUUUGUCACUGGAAAAAACGCCAUGGUUAAUCUCUUCAAAGGACAGAGACAAAGCAUUUUCAUGUUAGGUAAACAGUAGUUGUGCGAUAGAGAGAUGUUUAUUGUUCUUAUUACAAACGACAAAAACAGGUUUAGAACUCAGAACUUGUGUUAUACAGUUGCAGUUAGUGCUCAUUUGACUAUCGUUGCAUGCGCAUAACUCGGUUGUAUUUUCACGUGAUUGGAUUUUUUUAAAAGUGAAUUUGGCUUACGUACUACGGACUCUGUUUUUGCUAUACGAAUUGGACAUUUGUGAUAUUAUCGAAGACUUCUGCAUAACCCUGGACUACUGGUCAUGCCGCGUCAUACAUACACACCCCAAGAGUACGCAAACAUGCAUCUCAUUUACGGGAUGUGUAAUUGUAAUGCAAAUGCAGCUGCACGAGAAUAUCGUCGAAGAUACCCUAAUCAGCGACAUCCCGAUUAUCGCGUGUUUACACGAGUGCACGUCGCUUUUAGCGAAGGACGGAUGCCUGGUACCGGUGUUGGUGGAGCUUCGGAAGGUAGACCUCGACGACAUGGUGAUGACGAAGUUUUAAACGCUGUAAGAGCAAACCCUGAAUUAUCAAUUCGCGAAAUAAGUAGCGAAACUCAUGUGGAUACGCGCACUGUGGGCAGAAUCCUGCACAGGCAUAAGCUUCAUCCAUUCCAUUUUCAGAGAGUGCAGACUCUUAUGACAAGGGAUUAUGCGCCGAGAGUGCAUUUCUGCCGAAUAAUGUUACGAAAAAUAAGAGAAGAUACAGAUUUCUUUAACAUAAUAUUGUGGAGCGAUGAAUCAAGUUGUAGACGAAAUGGCUACCUCAAUUUGCACAACCUCCAUAGUUGGCAGGCAGUGAACCCCAGACAAUGUAGACAAGAUCGUGCUCAAGUCCAAUUUAAAGUAAAUCUUUGGACGGGAAUUUUAAACGGUCAAAUAGUUGGGCCCAUUGAACUACCGGAGACACUAACGGGUCCCAUUUAUUUAAAUUUUCUGCAAAAUAUUUUACCACAACAAUUAAGAAGUUUAAAUGUGCCAGAUAACCACUGAUUACAAAAUGAUGGUUGCCCUGCUCACUACGCACGCAUUGUCCGGGAUCACCUGAAUGAUGAAUACAAUGAGAGAUGGAUUGGUCGUUUAGGACCCAUUUUGUGGCCGCCAAGAUCUCCUGAUCUGAAUCCUCUCGACUUUUUUUACUGGGGAUGUUUAAAAGAAAAGGUCUACAAGACGGAGAUAACAUCCCUGGAACAAUUAAAGGUCCGGAUUUUUCAAGCUGCUGACGAAAUAAAGAGAUCUGGCUUUGUACGACGCCUGAAAAGGUCAUUCAUCCGUCGUUGCAGGGCCUGCAUUGCCGCAAAUGGCGGCCAUUUUGAACAUUUAGUUUAAAAUGUAAACUUUUGUGUUUUAGCUUUUUCAAUAAAAAAAAAUCGUUUUAUGUU